AUGUGGCUCCGCGGCAUCGUCUCGAGCUACCUCACGCGCCGCUACUUGACGACGAGCGGCGAUGCGAGCACGGCGCACACAGACGCGAGCAAGCCGGCGACGCACCACGGCGAAACCAAGGACAAGACGGCGCGAUACCGCAUGUGGUACCGCAUUCUGUCUAAUCUCAUGGCAGCGCUCCUCAUUUGCCUCUCUCUGCUCAUGCUCGGCAUCGUCAUUGGCCAAGGCACCUUUCACCGUGAAGUGGUCCAAUACCACGCCCAAGACGAGAGCAUAUACUGGAACGACUUUGGCGCCAACUGUCUCUUGCGCUCCGGCGGGUUUGUGCCCCACUCGUGCGCCGUGGACGAAACCAACAUCACGGGCACGAUCGAAGCGUGGGACGGCUUUGGUGUCGCCCUCGCGGCAGCGCUCGAUGUGCCACCACAAGCAACGUAUUCUGUGUCAACCUGCUGGAUGGGCGCGACGCCAGCGAUCGGCUGGGCGUCCUUCCAGGUCGUCGUCGGCUACGACUACUUUCCCGCAUGCAAUCCCACCAACGGAUCGCAACUGGUUGCGGGCGUCGCGAUGCUCGAGACCGCAGCCCGCCCCGGGUUCCCGCUCGGCGUCUACCUCCUCACGGCGUUCUCGGACGUCCGCAUGAACACAUCGUACUCGUACGUGGGCUCGGACGGCGUGGUGACGCCGAUCGUAGCUGGGCUUUCCCACACAAUCAUCACGCCCAACGGCAGCGUCUACGCGGAUGACAUUGGCAUGAACUCGAUCAUUACGUCCCACCCGCUCGGGCCCCGGUACGCAAUCGUCUCGUACAACAAUGGUCAGAUCCUCAACAUGACUCCGUACCUUGGCACACUCAAGGGCUGGUGCACGGGCCGCGACUCCAAGCUACCGAUCUUAACGGGUUGGUUUGUCGGUCAUACAGUCAUGAACGGCGACGAACUACUCGCACUGCAGCUUCUCUUUUCGGCCCUGAGCAUCUACUUGUUUGCGGGCGACGUCUACAUGACAGUCGAAGGACUCAACGGUGUCCUGCGCAACAAGCCCGUCUUGACGUACGACGUGCUCUCAGGUCUCGAACGUCGCAAGCUGCUUAUGCUCUGCAUCACGCUCAACUCGAUGCCGUCCAUCUUGUACAUUGACGUGGCGCGCAUCUACUAUGGCACCGACUCGGGACUCAAAAUCUGGGUCAUUGCCACCCGUCGUGUUUUCAGCAAGCGCGCGUCGCCGCUGGGCGCUUGA
Molecule: messenger RNA, 1239 nt
Organism: Saprolegnia diclina VS20
Lineage: Eukaryota; Oomycota; Saprolegniomycetes; Saprolegniales; Saprolegniaceae
Exons: 2
Coding region: 1-1239 (412 amino acids)
Source: RefSeq, a predicted model, not a curated record